AUGGAUCUUCUGAAAGUGUUCGCACUGCUCCCUAUAGUGACCAUAUGGCUCGGGGCGCGAGCACUCCCUAACGCACCUGAUGCAUACACGCCCAAAGGCGAAAUCUGUCCCACAACUAGACCGUCUGUCCGCAAUGGGUCGUCGAUAUCGACGAACGAAACAGCGUGGCUGGAACGACGACGAAACGUGACCGUGGAUGCGAUGAUUGAAUUCCUAGGACGACUGGACUUGGGCUCCUUAAACGCAUCUUUAUAUAUCGAGGAGAACGCUGCCAAUGCAUCUGCACUCCCCAAUAUCGGUAUAGCCGCGUCCGGUGGCGGUUACCGAGCGCUGAUGAACGGCGCAGGUGGCCUGCAGGCCUUUGAUUCUCGAACUGUCAACUCCAGUCUCCCAGGCCACCUAGGAGGUAUCCUACAGUCAGCAACAUACCUCUCAGGGCUCAGUGGGGGUAGUUGGCUAGUAGGGUCCAUCUAUAUUAACAAUUUCACGGACGUCACGUCCCUGCGAGAUAGCGGGACGGUUUGGCUAUUCCAAGAUUCCAUCUUUGUCGGCCCAAAAGACAGUACGACCUUUGCGGUCAGGACGUCUGACUACUACUCGCAGAUGCAGGAUGCAGUGGCUGGAAAGACUGAUGCUGGGUACAACACUUCCAUCACGGAUUACUGGGGCCGGGCGCUCGCCUACCAACUCCUCAAUGCCACCCAAGGUGGUGUCGACUACACGUGGUCCUCUAUUGCUCUAAGCCCGAACUUCCAAAGCGGAGGUAUGCCCAUGCCCAUCGUCGUAGCGGACGGAAGGGCUCCCGGGCAGAUUAUCAUCCCUGCUAAUACGACCGUGUUCGAAUUCAACCCAUGGGAGCUCGGGACCUUUAAUCCGCCCCUACAGGCAAUGGUGCCCUUGGAGUUUCUCGGGUCAAACUUUUCCACCGGGACGCUUCCCACAGGUCAACAGUGCGUCCGUGGUUUCGACAACGCCGGGUUCGUUAUGGGAACUUCGUCAUCGCUCUUCAACCAAGCAUUCCUGCAGGUAAACAACACGCAAGCACCUCAGAUAGUGAAAAAUUCGGUCAGUCAGAUAUUGAGCUCGCUCGGAGCGGCCAACCUAGAUAUCGCUGUGUAUGAGCCAAACCCGUUCUAUCUAUACAACAACCAGUCCGAGUACGCCAAUUCUUCCGUCUUGACCCUAGUAGACGGCGGAGAGGAUCUUCAAAAUAUACCUCUGGAGCCUCUAUUACAGCCACAGCGGAAAGUGGAUAUCAUCCUAGCACUAGACUCCUCUGCCGAUACGAGUACGCGGUGGCCUAACGGCACCGCCAUGGUUGCCACAUACCAGCGGAGCCUGAGCUCACUGGGCCAACAAAGUGGUCUCGCCUUCCCACCCGUGCCGGACCAGAACACUUUCAUCAAUCUGGGACUAAAUAACCGCCCGACAUUCUUCGGCUGCAACAGCUCCAAUGCCAGCGGCUCGGUGCCGCUAGUCGUCUACAUCCCAAACGCGCCGUACAGCUACCAGUCUAACGUGUCCACCUUCGACCUGCAAUAUAACACUACCGAGCGCGAUGCCAUCAUCGAGAACGGUUACGACGUCGCCACACUAGGCAACGCAACGGCAGACUCCAAAUGGCCGACCUGCCUGGGCUGUGCGAUCUUGAGUCGGAGUCUGGAGCGCACCAACACCGCCGUCCCAGAAAGCUGCAGGGCAUGUUUUCAGCAAUAUUGCUGGAACGGCACGACGAACAGCACCGACCCUGGCCCUUACUAUCCCACCUAUAAACUAUCUCAGUUGCAUGGCAGCACUAGUGGAGCGCGACGAUCUAUACUGUUUACUAGUCGACUUGAGUUGGAAGUAGUGGAAGCGGCCGUCUGCUAUGCGCUAAUUUGUUCCCUUUUGUGGUGA
Penicillium cataractarum is the source of this 1896-nucleotide messenger RNA. RefSeq lists its product as uncharacterized. The transcript has 3 exons. The coding region runs from base 1 to 1896 and encodes 631 amino acids. Gene Ontology annotation, cellular component: intracellular membrane-bounded organelle; cytosol. NCBI's taxonomy places the organism in Eukaryota, Fungi, Ascomycota, Eurotiomycetes, Eurotiales, Aspergillaceae. Gene Ontology annotation, biological process: glycerophospholipid catabolic process. The record is from RefSeq and is a predicted model, not a curated record. Gene Ontology annotation, molecular function: A2-type glycerophospholipase activity.